Bufo bufo (common toad) is the source of this 773-nucleotide messenger RNA. RefSeq names its product secreted Ly-6/uPAR-related protein 1-like. The transcript is spliced from 3 exons. Gene Ontology annotation, molecular function: acetylcholine receptor inhibitor activity. The record is from RefSeq and is a predicted model, not a curated record. NCBI's taxonomy places the organism in Eukaryota, Metazoa, Chordata, Amphibia, Anura, Bufonidae. Bases 91 to 519 code for a protein of 142 amino acids.
GUUGAUGUGAUAAUCAAGAGGGGACGGCUGAGCCAUAGGCGUAUCAAGCCUUACAUACACAGUGCUCUCAUUACAGGUGAGGACGCAGAGAUGAGAGGAUUUGUGAUCACCUGCCUCCUGGCUGUGGCUCUAACUGCGGAUGUGGCUCAGUCUCUUCAGUGUUAUUUUUGUUACGAAAUGACUGAAGUCCAGAGCUGCAACCAAAUAAAGGAAUGUCCACAAGAGGCAAAAGGCUGCAAGACGGUGAUGAUGAGCCCAAACACCGGAUAUCCCUUUGUGUCCGGAAAUCAGCUAGUGACCAGAGACUGUGCGACAAACUGCUUCCAGAGCGAUCCCAACUCCCUAGGGGAAGAAAGUCAGGUUUACUGCUGCAAAGGGGAUCUGUGUAACCAGCUGUAUGAGCUCUACGUGAAUUAUACCGGCCAUCCCCCGAAUGGUUCUCCUAGUAUCAUGAAAGGUGGCCCUUAUGGAGGCUUCAUCCCAGGCCUGGCCUUACUCAGCCUUGGACUCUUCGUUUAGCCAUCAACCUGGGCAGAAGAUGUGAUGAAGAAGAAAUCUGCCGCAGUGUAGCUAGGGGGGCUUAGCGGGGCAGGUGAUCUUGGGAGGGAUGCCAAGCCUUUUUCCUAGCCCCAGGUGAAGCCUAGCUAUGACUCUCCAUCUCUAUAGACCAUUUCAAAGACCCUUAUCGCCCACUGGGACAUCAGGGGUUCUUACUCGUCACUGUUUACUCAUUGUCAUAUAUUAUGAGCCUUACUCAUUAAUAAAUUGUAAUA